AUUGAAGAACGUCAUCACUGUUAGGUGCCUUCCCAGAAAUACAAAUGCCUCCUCCCACCCACCACAUGGAUUAUCUAUCCUUCUCACCAUCACGGCGUCAUCCAUGGAGGAUGGGAGUUUGGAGUACUGGCUUCGAUGGCAAGUACCUGUCUGUGCUCUCAUCUUCCUGCUUCCCACGCUGGUCUCUUUGAGAUUCAUCAUCACUAAAAACAACACACAUACCACUAAAACCCAUCAUCUAUGGAUUUCUUGCUGGAGGAACCUUCAUCCACGCUGGAUUCUUCUCUACAGGCUUUUCUCCUUCGUUUCCAUGGGUUACUUGCUAUAUCAAACAGUCCUCGCCUUCGGCCCCUUCGUCUUCUAUUUCUACACCCAAUGGACUUUUUGCUUGGUCAUGGUCUACUUUGUGCUUGGGACCAUAAUAUCUGCUCAUGGCUGCUGGAUGCACUUUAAAGAGCCUCCCCUUCCAAAUCAAAAUCAAGAGAGAGACAAGUUUCUGAAAAAGGAUUCUAGCUCUUUUAAAGAUAACGAGGCUUCCAAUUCCAUCAAUCUGCAGUUUAAUCAAGAAGCUGGGUUUUGGGGAAAUCUCAUGCAGAAUGUUUAUCAGACUUGUGCAGGUGCUGUUGUGCUUACUGACCUUGUAUUUUGGUGCCUAUUACUCCCGUUUCAGUCUGGCGAUGGCUUCAAGCUUACCUUGUUGAUUGGUUGCAUGCACUCCCUGAAUGCUGUUUUUCUCCUCCUUGAUUCUGCUCUCAACAGCCUACAAUUUACGUGGCACGGGUUAACAUACUUUGUCUUGUGGAGCUCAGCUUAUAUAAUUUUCCAGUGGGUCAUGCAUGCCUGUUGCUUUACAUGGUGGCCUUAUCCCUUCCUGGAAAUUGCUACUCCAUGGGCUCCUAUGUGGUACUUUGGCAUUGCUUUAGUUCACCUUCCAUGUUACGGACUAUAUGUUUGGCUUGUGAAAGUGAAAGCAUCCAUGCUGUCAAAAAUGUUUCCAGGAGCAUUUAUAAGGGUUGUGGUAGCAAAUGAGAAGCAGAUGUAAGCUGCUGGCACAUGACAUCAAACAUGCGUGUAAUUGAAUGUUGUUAACUGCUUUCCUUGUAUCAUUAAAAUAAUAAAACGUGCGGAUUGCUAUUAAGAAGGUAAAAAGAGUAAUCCAUAGAAGGAUUUCGGUGCGCAUUUCAAUAUAAA
Molecule: messenger RNA, 1191 nt
Organism: Lactuca sativa (garden lettuce)
Lineage: Eukaryota; Viridiplantae; Streptophyta; Magnoliopsida; Asterales; Asteraceae
Product: protein rolling protein
Cellular component (GO): membrane
Source: RefSeq, a predicted model, not a curated record